ACAGAGAGGAAAGUUGGGUUCGACCCUUCUGAAAAGACGUUUCUCACUGGACCCCGGCUUUUCCCAACAGCACCUGCCUGUGUUUCCAGCAUCCUCACACCAGCAGGGAGGGAGACGUGCCUCUUGCAAGACUUUUGUGGGAUACGGAGAGGACAAUCUUGGAGAUGGAGGCAGUGGCUUUGUACAAUUUCCACUUGGCGGAGAAGGACGAGCUGGCCUUUAAGAAGGGAGACACACUGAAGAUCCUGAAUAUGGAAGAUGACCAGAACUGGUACAAAGCCGAGCUCUGCGGUGUCGAAGGAUUCGUCCCCAAAAACUACAUUAAAAUGAAAUCUCACCCGUGGUAUUCAGGCCGGAUUUACAGACAAGUGGCCGAAAAAAUCCUCUUGAAAAAGAAUUUCCGAGGAGCCUUUCUGAUCCGGGAGAGUGAAAGCAGCCCCGGAGACUUCUCCAUUUCUGUGAACUACGGAGAGCAAGUCCUACACUUCAAGGUGCUCCGGGAAAGGAAGUGUAAAUACUAUCUCUGGGAAGAGAAGUUCAACUCCAUCAACGAACUAGUGGAUUUCUACAGGACCAACAGCAUUGCCAAGAAGCAGCAAAUCUUCCUCAGAGAUCGAGAAGAAUCACAGGAGUCCAAGAAAUUCAAGUUUGUUCAAGCGCAAUUCAACUUCCUGGCCCAAGACCCAACCCAGCUGGGCUUCCUCAGAGGGGAUGUCAUUGAGAUCCUGGACUGUUCCGACUCCAACUGGUGGAAGGGGAAGGUGGGUGUGAAAAGCGGCUUCUUUCCCCGGAACUAUGUUUUCCCAUUGCGCAUGUGACCCACCUUAUUAGCGCUCUGAUGGGAUGACCACUUUUCAGCAGCCAAGCUGAAUCAUUCUGAGACUGGAGGAGCUGCCAGAGAUCAGCAGAAGGACUUCAGACCUUGCUCCAGGCGGGGGACAAAGGGAACACUUCACGCAUGAUGCUCCAGUCAUGUGAGAGUUGUGGUGUAAGGCCAUACUAGCAUUACCAGAAUUCUGCCAUAUUAUUUUCCAGCACGAGCUUAAACAGAUUCACAGAAGCUUCACAAAUGACGGUAGAAGAUCUUCAGCUGUUGCCCAAGUUGAUGGAGUAUAUCUACACUGCAAACCUAAACUGGUAUUACACCAGUUGAACUUAUCACUCUUCCACUGAAGAAUCUUGAGAAAUGUAGCUUAGUGCAGUCACUGAGUAUUGUUAGAGAUCUCUAGUGCCACUUACACAAACCUACACUUUUCAGUGCUCCCAGGGAAGAAAAAAUGACUACACAAUCAGGAGGAAGUAUGUACUUUAGAAUACAUUCUUAAUGCUUUUUUCCUCGCCUAUGUUGCGUGUUAUAUCUGUGUUCUAGAAUGGGCUUUGCACAAGAUUUGUUUGUGUUUACACAACAUGGAAACAGUAGCAUGAUUUGCAAAUUCCAGAGAGAGUAGC
This is a messenger RNA of Eublepharis macularius, 1449 nucleotides long. It is a transcript of the gene GRAP, whose product is annotated as GRB2 related adaptor protein. The record is from RefSeq and is a predicted model, not a curated record. Lineage: Eukaryota; Metazoa; Chordata; Lepidosauria; Squamata; Eublepharidae. The transcript is spliced from 5 exons. Bases 165 to 818 code for a protein of 217 amino acids. Gene Ontology annotation, molecular function: protein binding.